Molecule: messenger RNA, 873 nt
Organism: Penicillium roqueforti
Lineage: Eukaryota; Fungi; Ascomycota; Eurotiomycetes; Eurotiales; Aspergillaceae
Product: endonuclease/exonuclease/phosphatase family protein
Exons: 1
Coding region: 1-873 (290 amino acids)
Molecular function (GO): 3'-5'-RNA exonuclease activity
Source: RefSeq, a predicted model, not a curated record
AUGAGUUCUAUAAAACUUCCGGUCCGGGUCUUGACACACAAUAUCCGAUAUGCAACCUCAUCUCCCUUCAAAGGCGAACGACCCUGGGCAGAACGCAAGCAAUUGUUGUUGAAUGAAUUUGAAUACGAGGCCCGUCAUUGUGAAGAAACCUUCAUCUGCCUGCAAGAAGUUCUUCAAAAUCAACUUGAGGAUAUUCUGGCUGGAUUGAAUCAGGACAUGGAGCCUGGAGCACCAAAAUGGGUUCAUAUCGGCGUUGGUAGAGAUGAUGGUGACAAGGCCGGGGAAUACUCUCCUAUCAUCUACAGGCCAUCGGUUUGGGAGUUACUAUACUGGGAGACAGUGUGGUUAUCCGAGACACCGGAAAGGCCAUCCAAGAGUUGGGACGCAGCCUCCAUCCGCAUUGUCACCAUUGGUGUCUUCGGUCAUCCGGUUAGUCGGAAUGUGGUCCUUGCCAUGAACACCCAUCUGGAUAAUCAAGGAUCUCAAUCUCGCCUCGAGGCUGCACGUAUCAUUACCGGAAUAAUUUCGGAAUAUAACCAGAGAAGAUUCCCAGAGAUCACGGGCACUUUCUUGGCCGGCGAUUUCAACAGCGAAUAUAACCAGGAAGCUUACCAAGAGUUGUCAAAAAGCUUGCUUGAUGCAUAUGAGCAAAUCGAAAGCUCGAAACGAUAUGGUAACCACAUUACUUGGACUGGAUUUGGGUACGAGGAUGAGCCAGCCUCACGUAUUGACUAUGUUCUGGUGAGACCCAACGGGGCUGUCGGUCAGAAGUCGACAGUCACUGGCUAUGCAGUGCUAGCAAAUCGGUUCGACGAUGGUGUUUUGAGCUCGGAUCACCGCGCGGUUAUUGUGGACUUGACAGUUCAGACUUGA